Messenger RNA from Hibiscus syriacus, 3316 nucleotides. Its product is annotated as probable LRR receptor-like serine/threonine-protein kinase At1g07650. The transcript is spliced from 25 exons. Gene Ontology annotation, biological process: protein phosphorylation. Bases 96 to 3068 code for a protein of 990 amino acids. NCBI's taxonomy places the organism in Eukaryota, Viridiplantae, Streptophyta, Magnoliopsida, Malvales, Malvaceae. The record is from RefSeq and is a predicted model, not a curated record. Gene Ontology annotation, molecular function: ATP binding; protein kinase activity; protein binding.
UGGAACCUAUGAUUGUUCUUGAAACUCAGAUAAGAAGGAUAUAGCGAAGAAAGUUGAGCAUCUAAAACCAGGGGAAAAGAAGAAGAAGAAGAGCCAUGGGAAGAAUCACUAGCUUUCAAACCAGUUACAUAUUUGGCUUCUUUCUACUUCUCGUCUUCAUGGCAUCGAAGAACAAAGUUGAAUCUCAAAUGGAGCCACCUCGUCCUCCACAUGAUGAAAUACAAGCUCUUCAUGAGAUAGCAGCAGAGCUUGGAAAGAAAGACUGGAAUUUCAGUGAGAACCCUUGCAAUAAUAAGUCGAGCUGGUAUACGCCUCCACUGCCAUCCAACGUUCCUCGGCCAAGGGUGAUGAAAAACAGCAGUGUCACCUGCAAUUGCACCUUAAAUGGUGGUCAAUGCCACAUUUAUACCAUCCGUCUCACAGAGCAGGAUUUAAGUGGUGUUCUUCCACGCUCACUCGCGAAGCUACCCUACCUCAAAGACAUUGUUCUCUUUAGGAACUUUCUCUCUGGUACGAUACCUCGUGAAUGGGCUACUAUGAAGCUGGAGUUCGUGUCAAUUUCUCAGAACCGCUUAUCCGGGCCAGUUCCAAGCUAUUUGGGGAACAUUGCAACUCUUAGAGUUUUGAGUCUUGAAGACAACCUGUUUUCUGGAACUAUUCCCCCCGAACUGGGGAAACUGGUUAACAUGGAAAUUUUCAUUCUUAAUGCUAAUUAUCUCACAGGAGAGUUGCCUACGGCCCUUGCCAAUUUGGUCAGAAUGAAGGAAUUUCGGAUUAGCAGUAAUAACUUCACUGGAAAGUUACCCAACAUUUUUCAAAAUUGGAAGCAACUCCAGAUAUUAGAGAUUCAAGCCGGUGGGUUUGAAGGGCCGAUUCCUUCCAACUUAAGUCUGUCGAAUGGCUUAGUUGAAAUAAGAAUCAGCGAUUUACAUGGAGAGGGUUCAAGAUUUCCAAACCUAGAAAACAAGAAAAACUUAAGCAGAUUGAUGUUGAGGAGCUGUAAUAUAUCUGGACCAAUCCCACCAUAUAUAUGGGAAAUGCCGUUGCAAACCAUAGAUCUAAGCUUCAACAAGUUGGAAGGGAACUUUUCUGGAAAUGAAAAAGCAUUACUCACGUAUUUGACAAGCAACUUACUCACUGGACCGAUUACAGAAUGGAUAAAUACGAGAGAUAGCCAUUAUCAGAUAGAUCUGUCAUACAAUAAUAUCUCUUCAAGUUUGGAGCCAGUUCCUUGUACAGAACAUCUGAAUUUGUUCAAAAGCUUUUCAGGAAGCAACAACUUAGGUCGACAAGGUAACUGCCUGAAGAACUUUCCAUGUUCUAAAGAUUGGUAUUCGGUACAUAUAAAUUGUGGUGGAGGAUCAACAACAAUUGGAGGCAUCAAUUAUGACGGGGAUGAAGAUUUAGGAGGGCCUGCAAAAUAUUUUCCUCUCAGGGAGACUUGGGAAACAAGUAGCACUGGACACUUUUGGGAUACCUCCGUAACAUCGAAGGACUAUAUAGCACAAAACGUUUCCAUUCUCAAGAUGAACAACUCCGAACUAUACACAAGAGCACGCCUGUCUCCUCUUUCUCUCACUUAUUAUAUUCGCUGCUUAGCAAAUGGAAGUUAUACAGUCAAACUUCACUUUGCAGAGAUAGUUAUCAGGGACAAUAGCUCCUUCCAAAGUCUUGGAAGGCGAGUGUUUAAUGUUUAUAUCCAGGAGAAACUUGAACUGAAGGAUUUUAAUAUUAAAAAUGCAGCAAAAGUUGCUGACACGGAAUUAAUUAGGAGUUUUAAAGCUCUUGUUACGGACAAAACUUUAAGCAUAAGGUUUCACUGGGCUGGGAAGGGGACAACUUCUUCCCCCAAAAGAGGAGUAUAUGGUCCUUUAAUAUCAGCUAUCUCAGUUGAAUCGGAUUCGAAGCCUCAAGUCUCCAAGGAAUGGAAUAUAAAGAUGAAAUUUGUGGUGGGAGCUGUAGUUUCUUCUUUGUGCCUCAUUGUUUUGAUCUUAGGCAUUUUAUGGAGGAGAGGCUAUUUUGGGGGAGGCAAGAUGUCAAGGGAACAAGUACUGAGGGGGCUAGAUCUGCAGGCCGGUUUUUUUACAUUGAAACAAAUGAAAGCGGCUGCUAACAACUUUCACCCUGCAAAUAAGAUUGGAGAAGGUGGUUUCGGAUCUGUUUACAAGGGUGUAUUACUUGAUGGUACAAUUAUCGCCAUCAAACAACUUUCCACCAUAUCAAGGCAAGGAGACCGUGAAUUUUUGAAUGAACUUGGCAUGAUUUCUGGGUUACAACACCCUAAUCUUGUCAGAUUGUAUGGAUGUUGCAUCGAAGGAACUAAUUUGUUGUUGGUGUAUGAAUACAUGGAAAAUAAUAGUCUUGCUCGUGCUUUGUCCGAUCCUAAUGAAAGCCAGCUGAAAUUGGACUGGCCAACUAGGCAGAAAAUUUGUCUCGGCAUUGCAAAAGGACUAGCUUUCCUACAUGAGGAAUCGAGUUUAAAAAUUGUUCAUAGGGAUAUCAAAGCAACCAAUGUGCUACUUGAUAGGGAUCUCAAUGCUAAAAUUUCCGACUUUGGUUUGGCCAAGUUCGUCGAGGAGGAAAACACUCAUAUGAGCACUGCAGCCGCUGGAACCAUAGGAUACAUGGCACCGGAAUAUGCAUUGUGGGGCUACCUGACAUAUAAGGCAGAUGUUUACAGCUUUGGGAUUGUAACACUCGAAAUCAUUGCUGGAAAGAACAAUUCAAAGCACCGAUCGAAAGAGGGAUAUGUAUGCCUUCAAGAUUUGGCUCUCGUAUUACAACAAACUGGGAAAUUAAUCGAGUUGGUGGAUUCAAGGUUGGGGACCGAGUUCAAUGAGGAAGACGCCAUUAGAAUGAUAAAAGUAGCUUUAUUAUGCAGUAAUUCAUCACCAACACUAAGACCAAUCAUGUCCGAAGUGGUGAACAUGCUCGAAGGUCGAACCCUAGUUCCUGAAGUGACCAUGGAUCCAAGUAUUUUUCGUGACGAGGAGAGAUUUGGAGUCCUGAGAGAGCAACUCCACCAAAUACAUCUAAAUGGCUUUUGUCCAGAUGCUCCAAGCUCCUAGUGAUGAUGCAGAUGCAAUAAUCAAGGAAAGGUUUCCAGUUUCUAGACAUGUUGUUUGUGAACACUAUGGCUCACAGGUUAGUAGCUCUUGUUCUUAGUUUGUACGCUAUGGUGUUUAAGUUGCAGAUGAAGUCGAGGUUAUGUAUGAGAUCGGUAUCUAAACAAUAACAAAACCGUCCUCAUCCGUGUGAGCUAUAGUGCUUGCUUGUUUCCAAAAGUAGGCUUUAAAAUAACCUAUAUUGAUCGAGU